Molecule: messenger RNA, 1236 nt
Organism: Rotaria socialis
Lineage: Eukaryota; Metazoa; Rotifera; Eurotatoria; Philodinida; Philodinidae
Source: the annotation of a GenBank genome assembly
AUGGAAGAAGAAGAACAUUCUAUAAUGAAUAAUAAUAAUAAUUCAAAUGAAAUUGCUCAAAUAACAUCAUUAUCACAUGCUCGCCAUUUACAGAUUCGUCGAAGUAUUUUACGGCAAACUGCAUCGCUACGUGCAUCUCCUUAUAAUUCAAUAUUCUCUAAUUUAAGACGAAGACAAACGUCUAUUAUAGCUUCUCAAACAAUAAGUAAUUUAAUAUCUAAUGUUGAUAAUAAUAGCAGUCAAACUAAUGCUAACACUUUACCUAUUGAUCAAGAUAACAUUGAAGUUUUUCUACCGGAAGCGGAAACAAUUCAAGAUAAUCUUCCGGUAACAUCUAAUGAUGAAACUGAUAAUGAAAAUUUUGAAGUCUUAGUUGAUUUUUCGAAUCCAUCGCCGAUUGAUUUAACUAUCACCAAUGAAAAUUAUACUUCAAGCAAUGAACAAAAUCCAUCUUAUCAUUCAUUAUCAACUGUUGAUUUGGAUCCAGAUGAUUAUGGCGAUGAUUAUUAUGUUGGUGGUGAUGAUGAUGAUGAUCAUCGUUUUUAUUAUACGUCAGCAUCAAUACCGAUUAUUGAUUAUUCGCCAUCCACUUCAACAUCAUCAACAGGAACAACAGCGGAGCCGUUAAUUAUUCAUGAUCAUCCCCUGGAUAUAACACAACAUCGAUAUUAUGAUGAAUAUUCGCCAUCAAUAAAUAAUAAUUCAAAUAAUGAUGAAGAUUUAAAUAUUGAAAUUAUACUAGAAAAUCCACAAACUAAUACUUCAUCAAUAAGACAACGACGAAGACGGUCAAUCAUUUCAUCAAAUAUUCGAAAUAAUCGAGGUUUACGUUUAUCAGAUAUAUUAAGUAUUCCACAAAAACUAUAUAAUUCACUUAAAGAACAAAUAAAUGAUGAAUAUCAACAAACAGUAAUGAUUAAUACACAAUGUUAUGUUUGUUUAGAAGAUUUUAAAUCGACUGAUUCAAUUAAAAUACUUGAUUGUCAACAUAUUUUUCAUAGUGAAUGUAUCAACGAAUGGUUACGUAGUCAUGCGACAUGUGCUUAUUGUCGAACACCAGUUUUUAUUGAUAUGUUACGACCAUUAUCAUCGCCACCACCACCACCACCAACAGCAGGACGUCGAGAAAGAACACGUACACGACGAAAUCAUAAUACUAUUCAAAGAACUUCUACAAAUAAUUUACUUCAACCAAUUUCUAUUGAAAAUUCGACGUUUCAACAACAAGAAUCUUAA